This is a messenger RNA of Harpegnathos saltator (Jerdon's jumping ant), 2046 nucleotides long. RefSeq names its product zinc finger CCCH domain-containing protein 11A. The record is from RefSeq and is a predicted model, not a curated record. The transcript is spliced from 6 exons. Bases 232 to 1455 code for a protein of 407 amino acids. Gene Ontology annotation, molecular function: metal ion binding. NCBI's taxonomy places the organism in Eukaryota, Metazoa, Arthropoda, Insecta, Hymenoptera, Formicidae.
GGGACGGAUCUGUUUUACGUUCGAUUUUACGUUUAUAAAUCGGCAAAUUGCGCGUGCGUGCGUGCGUGCGUGUCGUGAAGUGUGACCUAGCGGCUGAGCAGACGUGUGUAAGAAAGGAGUCACCGUGGGAUCGCGGCUGAAUGUUAGUAAACUUUCCAUCACGCCUCGAGCAACGUGUGGAAAAAACGAAGCAAGGAGCACGAUCACUCGUCGUUUUACAAGUUCCUACAAAUGGAGCACAAUCACAAGAACACCGACUGCUACUUUUUCUAUUACUCCACGUGUAAGAAGGGAGAUUUUUGUCCCUUUAGACACGAACCAUCGGCUUUAGGUUGUGAAACCAUGUGUACAUUCUGGCAGCAAGGCAGUUGCCUCAACGAACAUUGUAAUUUCAGACACAUGGAACUGAAGAAAAAUCGCAAGUCAAUUCCAUGCUACUGGGAAACACAACCCGGAGGAUGCAGGAAGCCGCACUGUUCAUUCUUGCAUAAGAAUGCACGAACCAUCAAUAAUCCUAUCAACCCUGUAAAGACAGAAGUAACAACAAAGUCUCCAAAUCAGGAGUGGUUGAGCCGUCAAGGUAAAGAUGACACAAAAUAUGACGGCAGUAGUACUGAAUCAGACCAAGGUAGAGGCAGCAGUGAAGCUGGCAGUUUCAUCGGGAGCCCGGCCGUCGAUCCUCUCAUCGUUAAAUUCGAAGAAGAUUCCGACAACGAGACCAUGUUUUCGCCGAUCAAGCAAAAGACCGCUGUACGCUGCUGCGACAGUGUCGAGCAAAAGCGUCUGGAGGAGGUCCAGGCGGUGAGUGCGGCUUAUUACGCUUACGAACACAAGAUGGAUACGCCCGCGACCAAGCCUAACUGGCACAAUAGGAAGCACUUGCUGAGCUUGCACGCCAAAGACAAGCAGCCGGAGAAGAGCAUGGACUUCAAGAUCCUGACCCUCGCGGAGAUUCGAGAGAGGCGAGAGAGGGAGAGACUGGCCGUCGAAGCUGAAGUUUCGACUUCGUCUCGAUCUACGGAGGAUACGGAACGUACAUUGAAGAACAUGGAGUAUAUAGAGAAUACGGAAAUGCCGACAAGCUCCUCCUGCGAGCAGGACACGACGGUCGCGAUGCCGGCCGAAGCAGCGGAGAAGCCGACUGAGCAGGGCCAGACGCUCACGUCCCCGUUGGGGAAACGCAAGGUCAGCGAGACGGAUUUCAAGCCAUCCACGGCUCCGGUGAAACUGCGAAGGUCCUUGAAACAAAGCACGGUGGUUGAACCGCGUGUUGACACGGUGAACAAGAAGGGCGACGAGACGGAACGUCGCGACGAGCAGCUGAGCGACGAGCAACUGAACAACGAACUGUUCAACAAUAAGCAGCUGAACGAGGAAUGCCCGGUUGACGAGUACAUCAGGCUAGACGCGACAUCCGAGGAUAUAAUUAAGGACAUAGAUGAGUUACUCGUGUAGACAAGUAUAAAUUGUACGCAUUCUGUACAUAACUAGCGUUAUGUAGACAUAUCACGAUGAUACAUUGUACAAGGUAGAAGGGAGGUUGCAUAUGUCAGGGAGAGGGAGGUGUAGUACAGAUUGUACUAUCGAUGAUUAGUUUCUGGCCUCAAUGCGACGUGAGAACUCUUUGUACUCUCACAUUUGAGAGAAAGAACGAAAAGAGAGAAAUCGAAAAGUGAUAGAAAAGUUACGAGGGCCGAAGAGGGAAAGAGAAGGAGUUGCAAGCAUUGUAGAACGUUCGUCUUCUGUGAUACUCUUUCGCUGAAGGCCGCUAUACAUAAGCAUCGCAAUGUUUCCGCGGUAUUUAACGGCGUAUAUUUGUUGCUAUAUAUUCGUCGCGUUAAGAUGCUUAUGUUGCGCUGUGUCGUAUCUUAUUUUCUCGCUCAGGUAACUUCGUGUAUAGCAGCCUUCAACAGUCGCGCACUGGGACGAAAUGGCGCGGGCGGCUGGAGUCACUAUCGCAAAGUCCUUUGAACGACAGUAAAUUAUAGUGACGGAUGCCGAAGGAGAGCGAUGACCGUACGACGGCGUUAUUAUGCGAUGUAAAUG